Lates calcarifer (barramundi perch) is the source of this 7231-nucleotide messenger RNA. It is a transcript of the gene golga4, whose product is annotated as golgin A4. Gene Ontology annotation, molecular function: small GTPase binding. Gene Ontology annotation, biological process: Golgi vesicle transport. The record is from RefSeq and is a predicted model, not a curated record. Lineage: Eukaryota; Metazoa; Chordata; Actinopteri; Centropomidae. Gene Ontology annotation, cellular component: Golgi apparatus.
UGGCCGCACAUGCGCACAGAGCACGGUCACCUGCUGGGGGAUAAGUAGCGAACAAGGAAGUCUGGUACUGAGGACUGGAUGUCAGGCUGAACUAAAACAAAAUACAUCUCCGCCGGAUAGUAGUCAUCUGCUCAUCAGCUCCUAGCUACGUCGGCGUGACAAGAUGUUUAAAAAACUGAAGCAGAGGAUAAACGAGGAGCAGUCACCGCAAAGGAAUGCGCAGUCACCACAGCAGGCCCAGAUGGGCCCUGGUGACCGGCGCAGCAGCCAAACCCCCCCAUUUCAUCAUGAUGGUUCACCCUCUCCCAGUGACAGAGAGAUGCUGGCUGGGAUGAUAGCAGAGCCCGCUUUUCUCUCUGAGUAUACUAUCUUUGCUCUGGACCAUUCAAAACGACCCAAAACGGCCCAGGUAGCCAGUGUGGGUGCCUCUAAAGGACCAGCUAGGUCUCCAAGAGGUAGCAUCAAUGGCGAUGGAAGUGUUUCUCCUCUUAGAGAGGAGCCACAGUCAUUUGCCCAGAAACUGCAAUUAAAAGUUCCCUCAAUGGAGUCGUUGAUUCGUGGGGGUGCCAGUCGUGCAGAAAAUCUGUUCCGCUCUCCCUCGAAAGAGAACCUGGUCCGGAGCCCAUCGCGCGACUCUCUCACACCUUUGGGAGAAAACGAGACCCCUGGUGCCCCAACAUAUGAUCCCCCCUCAGAUAUUGAGAGUGAGGCUGAGGAGCCACCAGGAAGUGCAGAGUCCCUGUCCAAAGAGCAGCUGUUGCACCGACUCCUUCGAGUGGAAAGGAGUCUGGGGAAGUACAGAGGGAAGUACUCAGAGCUGGUGACUGCGUACCGAACAGUACAACGAGAUAAAGAAAAAACGCAGGCUAUCCUCAGUCAGAGUCAAGACAAGGCUCUCCGCAGGAUAGGGGAGCUGCGGGAGGAGCUUCAAAUGGACCAGCAGGCUAAGAAACACCUACAGGACGAGUUUGAUGCUGCACUGGAGGAGAAAGACCAGAUGAUCACUGUCCUCCAAACACAGGUUGCUCUGUUGAAGAAACGAGUUAAGGGGGUCUCUGAUGGUGCUCUGCCACCUGAGGGUGACAUCCCUCAGUCUGAUGAUACUGCAGACCCUACUUCUGCCACUCAGAGUCCUUCCAAGGGCCAAGGAGUAGAGUCUGAAGUCACUGAGGGAGAGGGCAACAGUGAUCCAACCAAACUCAUGGAAGCUCUGCAGAAGCGAGUGAAGAGGCAGGAAAACCUUCUGCAGAAGUGCAAAGAAAUGAUGCGUACACACAAGGAGAGGAGCGCCCAGCUGGGCAGUGAGAAUGAAACUCUGCAGGAGCAGCUGCAGGAGAGACUGCAGGAGCUGGAGAAGAUGAAGGAACUGCACACAACAGAGAAGACUAAGUUGAUCACUCAGCUGCGUGAUGCCAAGAAUCUCAUUGAACAGCUGGAGCAGGACAAGGGAAUGGUUAUUGCUGAGACAAAGCGCCAGAUGCAUGAGACACUGGAAAUGAAAGAAGAGGAGAUUGCACAGCUACGCUCCAGGCUCCAGCAGGCCACUGCCCAGAAAGAAGAAUUGCAGGAUCAGAAAGAAAAGGCUGAGAAAUCAGCAUUUGAAGAACUUGAACGGGCGCUGGGUGUAGCUCAGAGGGCGGAGGAGGCCCGAAAGCAGCUGCAGGUUCAGCUAGAGGAGCAUGUGACACAAGUUGAAAAGGCCAGUGAGGAAGAGAGGAAGAGUCUGCAGCAGGAGCUCACACGAGUCAAACAGGAGGUGGUCACUAUCAUGAAGAAAUCAUCAGAGGAAACAGUGGCUGGUUUGGAAAAACUCCACAGUGAAGCUCUGGCUGCUAAAGAAGCAGAGAUAAGUGACAGGAUCAACAAAGCUGUGGAGCAAUGUAAAGAGGAGUUUGCCCAGUUAGCCAAGGAGCGAGAACAGCAGGCCUCUCUGGCUCUGGAGGAUGCAGAGUUACAGAAGACAGCUCUGAGGACAGAAGCUGAUACCAAGGUUAAAGAGAUACAGCUGGAGCUGGAAUCUGCAAGGACUAGAAUAUUGGAGCUAGAGAGCUCUCUGGAGAAGAUCUCACAAGAUGGAUCAAGUCUGUCCCAUGAACUUUCUAGUCAGCUGGGCGAGCUGAAGGAUAAACACAAACAGCAAAUCUCUGCAUUAGAGGAAAAGCACCAGGAGCAGCUGGAAAAGCACAAGGUCAGCCUUACCCAGCAACAUGAUGCUGCUAUUGAGGAGCUCAAGGAAAAACACAGAGCUGAAGUGGAGACCCUGCUGAAGGACAAAGAGCUGCAGUUCCAAGCACACAUUGAAGACAUGAACCAGAAAACAUUAGAGAAACUGGACGCAAAGCAGGCAGAAUUAGAGGCUCUUUCCUCUGAACUCUCUGAGGCUUUGACAAAUAAAAAGCUUCUGGAGGAGAAGUUGGUGGCAGCUGAAGAGGCUCAAAGUUUAGCUCACAAGGAGCAUGAGAAGAGUUUCCAGGAUCAGGUGGCAAAGCACAAUGUAGAACUUGCAAACAUCAAACAGGAGCAUGAGCAAUCACUUGGAGGGAUAGAGAAAACUCUCAAGGAGGAACUUAAUGCAUUGAAGAUUGUUCUGAGGGAGAGGGAGAAGGAAAUUCAAGAACAUAUUCUUAGAGAAAAAACACUACAGGAGGAAUCACAUUCCACUGUGCAGGAGCUAAAUGUCAAGGUUAAGGAAGUAGAAGAGCUGCAGCAGAGUUUAUCACAAUCCCAGGUGGAAAAUGGGAGCCUAAAGGAGUCUAGCGCACAGUUAAGUAAGAUCUCAGAGGAUCUCGAUCAGUGUAAGAAAGAUUUGACAGAUUUGGAGCAUCAGUUGGAAGUUGCAAAGAAUGAUUGUCAACAAAAAGAGAAGUCACUUCAAGAACUGGAGCAGCAAUUACAACAGACCAAAAAGGAGCUCUCAGAGCAGGAGAAGUCAUUUAACGCAGAACUGAGCAGCAAGCAGGAAGAACAGACACGGCUCAAGAAACAGCUGGAAGAUGAAAAAGCUGCUCAUGAGAAGAAGCUGAAAAACACUAAAACUGAGCUGGAAAAUAAGCUGAAAACACAAGAAACAAAAAUGGAAAAGUUCAAGCAGAAGGCCAAAGAAAUGCAGGAGAAUUUUAAGAAAAAGCUUCAGCAGAAUGAAGAAAACAUGAAGAAGGAACUUGCAAAGAAGGAGACAGAGCUUCAGCAGAAGGAGCAACAAGUUCAAGAGAAAAUUCUUGAGAUGGCCCAAAAAAGCUCCCAAGGCCUCAGCAGUGCAAUGUCAGAGCUGCAGGCCAACCAUAAGGAAGAAGUAGAGAAGCUACAUGAGACUCAUAAACAUGAGAUUGAGGAGCUGGAGCGGCGCUGGCAGGAGAAGUUAGAGCAGCAGGAAGAGGAAAUAAUGGAGAAACAUUCACUCACACUACAAGAGAAGGCACAGGAACUGGAGGAAUUAUCUCAGCAGCUUGGCAGAAGCAGAGAUGAGAAUGAGCAAAUAAUGUGUGAAAUAAAGAAUUUAAAGGAGGACCUGGCAAUUCGAGAAACCACUGUGCAGAAGCUGCAAGAAGAGCUUAACGAAGCAGCAGUUAAGCUUGAAAGUUUGUCUCAGGGUGAAGCAUUGCUGAAAGAGCAAAUGGAGUCAGUGGAGAGGAACCUUAACCAGGCUAUGAACGAGAGAAAUGCCCUCCAAGACAAGCUGACCACAACAGAGGAAGAGAGCAGGGAGAAGUUAAAGACAUUGUCAGAUAAGUUGGAGGAAACAGAGAAGCAUCUCAGAGCAGUGGAGGGUUCCAGAUUUAAAGAAAAUGAGAACUUGCAGAGUAAAGUUGAGGAAACUGCCAUUCAGUUACAGGCCAAGGAAGCAGAAUUUCAGCAGAAAUUAAUUAUGAUCAGCAACCAAAUGGAGCAUUACUGUAAGGAGGUUCAGUCUAAAGUUGAGUGUGGAUCUAAUGAACUCAGUCAAAGAGUUGAAUGUAAGGUGAAAGAGCUGAAAGAUAGACUGCUCUGUAGUCAGAAGAAGGUAGGGCAUCUCAGAAACAUUAUCCUUACUAAAGUAGAUAGAAUUUGCACUUUAGAGGCCACUCUCCACCAGCAGACGGAGGAGAAUAAGAAUCUAUGCAUUUCGUUAGAACAGAUGACUGCUCAGGUAAAUGCUCAUACAGAGCAUAUCAAAGCCUUAAUUCACGAGAAGGAGAAUCAUUCUCAGUCUAUCAGUGAAAAAGCUCAGAAAAUUGAGGAGCUGAGUGAAGCAAACCGAAUCAUAUCAGAUAGUAUGAAGACAAAUGAGAAGCAUAUCAGUGACUUGGAAAGCAUCAUCAGUGACUUGAAAAACAAGUUAGCAAGUAGCAUAGAAGAGAAGGAGGAAGCCAUAAAUCAGCUGAACCAGCAGUAUAAAGAGGAGGGACAACAGGCUGCUCUUCAGAUGAAGGAGACCAUCGAGAGAUUAGAGCAGGAGAGAAAGUCUGCAUUAGAGCAGGCAGAUGAACUCAGGAACAGCCUGUCUGAGUACGAGAACAAGGCAGAGACAAAGCUCGCCCAGAAUGACAACACUAUUGCAUCUCUACACAUCAGGCUUGGAGAGCUAGAGCAAGAAAUCUCUGAAAAGAAUGAAGCCCUGCAAAGGCUGACAGCAAGUAUUGACAAUCAGUCCAUCAGCAAGUCUGAGAUGGACCAGGUGUUGAGUGAGAAGGAGCAGAAAGUCAGCGGACUUACCUCGGAGCUGGAGAGCUGCAUCAGUCGACUCAGUGAGCUUCAGGAGCAGUUAGCCUUAAAGACAAAAGAGUGUGAACAACUCACAGCUGACCUCAAACAGCAGCACAGCAUCAGGGAGAGUGAAAAAAGAGAGCUGGUAGAGCAGCUGCAGCAGACCCAGAUGCAGUGCGCUCAGAAUGGUAACUUAGAGCAGGAGAUGGUCAGUAAACUGCACUCCCUCAAGGAAGACAACCAAAAGUGUAAACGUGAGCUCGAAAGCCAAAAGGAGGAAUUUGAAAGGAUGAAAGAUGAAAUUAUCAAAAGCAAGGAGGAGAGUCUGAAGGCAACUGAAGAGAAGUUAUCUGCAGAGAGUGCUCGGAAAGUAUCAGAGCUGAAGAAGAAAGCUGAGCAGAAAAUUGGUCAGAUUAAAAAACAGCUGACUUCGCAGCUUGAGGAGAAGGAACAGACGAUCAAGGCUCUUCAGACUAGCUUGGAGGAAAUCAAGAGCAGUGAAACAUCCAGAAAUCAACACAUUGAAACAUUAGAGGAGAGAGCAAAAACACUUGAGGAAGCUCUUGUCAAGCUUAAAGAGGAGCAAGAGAAACAACUUGAACAGAGUCUGAGUAAUGAGAGACUUGAGAAAGAAAAGUCUGUAGAAGAACUGAAAAACAUGUAUGAAGAGAAGCUGUCCUUACUUCAGAAAGAUGCAGCAGAACAAGGGCAGCUCAAAGAGACCAAAUCAGUGCUACAUGAAAUAGAGGCAAAGCUAAAAGAAGCAGAAGAGCAGAAUGGAAACCUUCUUGCAGAAAUAGAUCGUCUGAAAGAAGAAAUACGGGAGAAGGAAGCCCAGCUUGAUCAACAUCAGGCAACUAUCAAGCAGGUCCAAAAUCAGUCAGUAGUUGAGGCUGAGAUGAAGGUGGAAUGUCGCAGCGUACAACAAACCAUGAGCGUGAUGGAAAAUGAGAUGGAAAACCACUCUCCGAUGGAAGAAGUGAGCAGUGAUUCUCUGGAGUCUCUAAAGAGCAAACUGAGUCAGGUGAAGAACGAGAAAGAGAAAAUCCACAAGGACUUCAUCAGGUUACAGAAAGACAUCCGAUCACUGAGAAAGGAGCAUGAACAGGACCUAGAAUAUAUGAAGAAAGAAUUAUUAGAGGAGAAGGAGAAAAAGCUGAAACUGGAGUUGGAAGAUAUGGAAAUGAAGCACAAUUCUGCUAUCAAGCAGCUGAUGAGGGAGUUCAACACACAAAUGGCUUUGAAAGAGAGAGAGCUUGAUACAGCAGUGAAGGAAGCCAUUGCGAAGGCCCAGAGUGUUGAAGCAGAGCUCAUCAGUAGCCAUCGUGAAGAAGCCAGUCAGCUGAGGAAGGUGAUUGCUCAGAAGGAGGAUGAUUUGCACAGAACUGUUCAGAAAUAUGAACAGGUUAUUCAGAGUCGAGAAGAGGAGAUGGGAGACAGAGUGUGGCAGGUUCAGAAGGAAUUGGAGGAGCUGCAAACAAAGACCCAUGGCGCUUCUGAGGCACAGAUGAGCACAGAAGAACUACAGGCUCAACUUGCUGAGAAGACAACUUUGCUGAGCGAGGCUCGGCUGAAGGAGCAGGAGUUUGUUGAGAGAAUUCACUCGCUUGAGGACAAGAUUAAAUGUUUCCACCGAAACACUGUUGUAACUCAUCUUGGGAGCACAUUCAAAGAUCCAGGAUUCAACAGCACUGAUUCACUCUCAGAGCCCACUGAGAUGGAGUAUCUGAGGAAGGUGUUGUUUGAAUACAUGAUGGGACGGGAAACAAAAACAAUGGCCAAAGUGAUAACCUCCAUGCUCAAGUUUCCUCCAGACCAAGCGCAAAAGGUUUUGGACAAAGAAGACUCAAAAACGAUUCCUUGGUUACGAUGAGUGUCUGAAUAAUUUGGGUAUUAUUGGAUGAAAAUCUGCUGCUGCUGCUGCUGAAGGGAAAGACUGCCAUGGAUUUGAUCGAGCCCUUCUCUCUGCAUUUCUUGUCAUUUUAUAUGUGUGUGUGUGAGUGUUUGUAUGUGUGUAUGAGCACACACUGGGGCAUAAGUUUGUGGUGUGUGUGCAUGUGAGAAUAUAUGUAAAGGUAUGAGGGAAUUAUGAGAGAAUACGCCUGAAACACAAAUCUUCCAUAAAUCCAGUUUUACUUUAAAAUGAAUUUAAUUUAUACAUUUUAGAUGAAGAUAAAUGGUUUUCUUUUUAUUUCAGAAUGUGGAAUACGAAUUGGCUUGUGCAAUAAAUGAUAUCAUUAUCAUGUAUUGAUGCUGACGGUCAGUUGAUUUAUAGGUUUCUGUGUUGUGCUGUCGUCUAAAUCACUUCCUGUGUAAAACUGUAAACGACCCUUUAACUGUGCACUUGCACCACGUUAAGAUACUGGCCUCUGGACCUCGUUUGUUUAACACAGCUUUUCUAUGCUUUAUAUUUUGUCACCGACACUGACAUACAGACCCCAAAACACAAAACUGUAAAUUGUACUAUGAUAAUUACAACUGUACUAUAGGGCACUAUAUGAUAUUGCUAUACAUUUUCAGACUAACAAAUUAAAUCUUAUUUACAGAA